AUUGGACAAAGUCAAGCUUCGACCAAGCACCAGCUAGACACAACCCACAUCGGAGAGAAAAAUAUUGCUCCCGAGGUUCGUCGCUGUGGUACACGACUCGUUCUCUUGUGCAAGACGAAUCCCUUCGACUGGAGCUCGGUCGUCAACGACAGCACAGCAUGGAGGCCCAGGAACUGGACGACGGUCUCGCUCUCUCCGAAGACUUGGUGAAGUCCCCUACACACAAAGCAGCGACGACCAAUUCCCUGAACUUCGAUGGCCUGUUGGACCCGCCAUUGUUGCUACAUGAGGACUUACGCGAAGGCAAUGGUGGUCAGGCCUGGCCAGCGGGCAUGAUAUUGGCCAAAUACAUGCUCCGCCGGAAACAGAAUGAACUGAACGAAGCGUCAGUGUGGAGUUGGGAGCGGGAGGUGGACUGUGUGGGUAGGCGAGCACGCGAGCAAUUCCUAUGUGCCGCCCAUACUGAACAAUGGCAUUUUUCCCACAGGCUCGCGCUGGCGAUUGGAUGUAGGCCAGAUAGCGUGGUCCACAUCACGGAUCAGACGGCGAUGCAGGCGCUCAUGCAGCAGAAUAUUCGCCUGAACGCAUUGGAGGGUCGCGUGGUUGCAUCGGUCUACGAUUGGGGUAAAGCUCGGCCGGAAACCGUCCCGCAAUUCCCUUCGAUCAUCCUCGCCGCCGACUGUGUGUACUGGGAGCCCGCCUUCCCAUGGCUGCAACAGACGCUGCAGGACCUCAUCGGGCCCGAGACGACGUGUUAUUUCUGCUUCAAACGCAGGAGACGUGCCGACAUGAAUUUCAUGAAGGCGGUCAAGAAGGUCUUGCUGGUCGAGGACAUCACCGACGACCCGGAUCACGAGGCAUACGCGCGCGAGAACAUCUUCCUGUGCACAAUUCGGCAGAAGAAGAAAUGACAAAGCAAAGCUGGCCGCUGUCUGAUUCGCGGGCCGUAUUUCGCGCUGUUGCUUUCGUGGCGCGCGGCCGACUCUGACGAGAGCUCUCGGAGAUGAUACAUAUUCUACUCGAGCCGUGUUUCCAAUGCAAUGGGCGGCGCGUACACCUGUUACAACAGCUCGAGGUGG
Molecule: messenger RNA, 1079 nt
Organism: Dissoconium aciculare CBS 342.82
Lineage: Eukaryota; Fungi; Ascomycota; Dothideomycetes; Mycosphaerellales; Dissoconiaceae
Exons: 3
Coding region: 159-911 (250 amino acids)
Source: RefSeq, a predicted model, not a curated record